This is a messenger RNA of Spinacia oleracea (spinach), 1790 nucleotides long. RefSeq lists its product as uncharacterized. Lineage: Eukaryota; Viridiplantae; Streptophyta; Magnoliopsida; Caryophyllales; Amaranthaceae. The record is from RefSeq and is a predicted model, not a curated record. Bases 1006 to 1644 code for a protein of 212 amino acids. The transcript is spliced from 2 exons.
AUAAUAUAAUUUAAGUCAAAAUAAGUCGAAUAGAACGGUGCCAAAAUACAUACGAAUAGGAACAUAAGACCACAUAUCUUAUUCAAUGAACAUCAUAUCACUUAAAGCUCUAGUAUGUGAGCUGAUUUUCACUUUUUUUUUACAUUUAAUAUAUAAGAAACUUAAAAGUUUAUUUUUUACACUCUAAGUGUUGGUGAUGGAGCUCCGGUUUAUCUCGCCACCGUUAAUGGGCCUAGAAUAUCAAGCAAUUAUCUUCUAUACCCACGAAUCUGAUCCAAAAAUGUUAGGCAAUAUUAAAAGUUGUUGGUGGUCAGAGCAGAGCAGAGUAAGAGGGUGGCCGGAGUUUUCGGAGGGAGGCUGGCCGGAUUUUUUGGAGGGUGGGUGGUCGGCGGUGGUUGGAGUGUUGUCGGCAAUACAGAGGAACAGCCGAACAAGUCAAGGGGAGAGGAAAGGGGGAGAGGAGGUAAAGGGCAUAAACGUCAUUUUACUAUAAAUACGCGGGCGUUUUUAGCUUAUGCGGACGUCAAUUAAAAACCCUCAAAUAAAAAGGUUGCAAUUGCAAAUGUAUGUAUGUAUUGUAUAAUAUUGUUACCGCUAAUAUAUACGAUUUAUAAAAUAAAUUAUCAGAAAUUACAUUUUUAUCAUUCAUUGGUGCCUUACGUUACCUUAUGUUAUGCAUAGCCCGGGCCAAAAAACUAGUUUAACUUAAUUUAGAAGUUUCUUAUAGUUGUGUUAAUUAAAACGACUAUUAAUUGAUGCAAUGUUAACGUUAUCAUGAUUCUAGCUUUUAUUAAAUAAAAAUUAGUGUUAGUAAUUCUGGCGAGAAUUUCAUUAACCGAUUUUAACAACAUAUACAUGAUACAAGGAGGAUAUUUAGGCGCUUAUUAGGCUAACUAAUUAUUUACUUAACUAACCCUUAAUAUAUUUUACAACACUUGAAUUCUGUAGCUCACUCAAGUCUCAAUGAACCCAAUUCCACCAUUAAUAUAUUUUUUCAUUUGAAAAAUGGUAGCCGGUCGUGUUGCGAAGGUGACGGACAUUAAUGUGAUUGAUCAUAAUCAUGAUAAUAACAAUGGUAGUUAUGCCUGGUAUGGAGACGUCGAUAUGAAUACAUUUAGCUGCUGGUCUGAUUUUUCUAGGUCUGUCAUUUUUGUGAAUGUCACUACAACUCUUUCUCUUUUUGCCGUUGUUGUAAUUUCCUUGAUGUUGUAUGUUGGAAUCAUACAUUUACUACGGGAUUCCAUAGUUCAUGGGAAAAUCAUGAAUAAUUCAAUCCAUGAAAGUGAUGAUAAUAGUAGUAGCAUUUUGCAAGUGCAUUGUGUUUACAAGUAUGGUGACCAUUUACAUGAUCUUGGUGGGAAAACCGUGCUUCCAUCCACCCGAUAUGAAUUCCAGUUUUACCUCGAUGGUGACGAUCUGGGUCUUCUCGGAGUUGUACGGUGUGACAUGAGAUGGAAGAAAGAAGAAGAAAAAGAAGUGGAAAUUUAUGAAAUUGACACAACUGUGAUAUGGAAUAUCAGUUCUCUUUGGAUCGGUAACGGUGACGUAUGGUCUUCUCCUGGUGAAACAACUUACUUUAACAACAUCAACACAUACAAAAAUUUUGUUAGUGCUGUGUUAACCAACAAAUUAAUAAAUACGUAGAACUAAAUCUAUAUUGUUAUGUUUUUUUUUUUAAUGUUCAACAUUAUUCUUGUUUUUUGGUCAACUUUUUUGUUUUUCUAUUUUUCCAUGAUAAAGUAAAUGAGUAUUUUUUUGGUAUAUCUUGUUUCAUCUCUAUAAUCUAUAUC